UGAAUUUAGAGGAUGCGAAGAGUCGGCCGGCGUUCGCUGGGACCUGAGGGGGAGGAGAGGGUGAGAGAAUAAAAGGGAGACGGACGAGAGGAAAAGAAGCCGAGUUUGAAAAACGAGAUGAGAGAGUUGGGCAGUCGAGAGGCGUCAGUCGCCCGUCAGCUGUGCAACUAUUGAUCAACGGCAGCCAGGUGGUCGUCUGACGGAGAAGAAAUGAUAGAGAAACCGAGAGGUGGUGGUGGGAUCUAAAAGAAGAGGAUCGCUCUGUUCUGCUUUUCUUGAUGCCAACCUGUGAAAUGAGGAGAGUGUGUUUGAGAGCACUCCAGCUGAGCGACACUCAUCACACGCCAGAUAAAAAAAAAAAACCCAUUCAGUUUGCAGAGUCUGUGCCACCGGCGAACGUCCACCGUCUACUUUGAGGAGCUGGCAGUAGUUGAGUUGUGAUUUACAGGCGGCGGCGGCGGCUUCACGUGGACCUGAGACGGCAUUCAAAGCAGCUUCCAAGCAUCUGAUGAGAAUACUGCGAAAGAGUGUCUGAGGACGUUUGCGUGGUUGAGAGUUUUCUAAGCAUUCCUUGAAAUCUGGAGAAAGAACAACCACAUCCUGGAAUAGUUUUUGCAUUUCUAAGGGAUUCAUAAAGAUCCCAAGGGAACUGGGAAGUCAUGAUGUGGAUACGGACAUGAGGAGGGAUGAGGUGCUGGUGGGUGCGAGGGCAAGAAUGGGCUGCCACUGCCCCGUGGCACCUCCGACUGCCUCCACCACCACCAACACCACCACCACCGCCACCACCGCCGCCUCCCCGUGAGCAUGCAGGUCCUACAGAUUGUCAAGGAGCUGGUGUCGCCGUCCAGACGCAGGGCAGCGGCCAGAUUUGGAGCGUCUGAUACCGAGCAGGAUGCUGCAGUGAAACUCGACCAGGAGCGGGCGGAGAUAGUCGCCAAAUAUGACAAGGGGAAAGAGGCCACCGUGGAGCCCUGGGAGGACACCAACUUCCACCUGUACAAAGUCAUCGACCGCUUCGGCUUCGUCCAUGAGAAUGAACUUCCAACCUACGACUCGGUGGAGGAGAAGCAAAAACACACGGAGGUGGAGAGGACCAACAAAUGGCUGAAGAUGCUGAAGAGCUGGGACAAAUACAAGAACAGCGAGAAGCUGGCCAGGAGGAUCUAUAAGGGAAUUCCCCUGCAGCUCAGAGGGGAGGUUUGGUGUCUGCUGCUCGACGUUCCCAAGAUAAAGGAGGAGAAGAAAGACUUCUACGAGAAGCUGAAGGCCAGAGCCAGAGGCGUCUCCCCGGACAUCAGGCAGAUCGACCUGGACGUCAACCGCACCUACAGAGACCACAUCAUGUUCAUGCAUCGCUACGAUGUCAAGCAGCAGGCGCUUUUCCACGUCCUCACGGCCUAUUCCAUGUACAACACGGAGGUGGGCUACUGUCAGGGCAUGAGUCAGAUCACAGCUCUGCUGCUCAUCUACAUGAACGAGGAAGACGCCUUCUGGGCUCUGGUCAAACUCCUGUCUGGACAAAAACACGCUAUGCACGGCUUCUUCGUCCCCGGUUUCCCGAAGCUGAUGCGUUUCCAGGAGCAUCACGACCGCAUCCUGAAGAAGAUGAUGCCCAAACUGAAGCAGCACCUGGACAACCAGGAAGUGUUCACCAGCCUCUACACCAUGAAGUGGUUCUUCCAGUGCUUCCUGGACAGAACUCCCUUCACCCUCACCCUGAGGAUCUGGGACAUCUACAUCUUGGAGGGUGAGCGGGUGCUGUCGGCCAUGUCCUACACCAUCCUCAAACUGCACAAGAAGCACCUGAUGAGACUGUCCAUGGAGGAGCUGGUGGAGUUCAUGCAGGUGACUCUGUCCAAAGACUUCUUCUACGAGGACGACUUUGUGAUCGAGCAGCUGCAGGCGGCCAUGACGGAGCUGAGGAGGGCGAAGCUGGAGCUGCCUGCACCAGGUAAAGACGAAGAGUUUCCCAAGAAACUUCUCGGGCAGCUUCCUCCUGAGCGCGCUGCAGCAGUGGUGACCAACCACGUGGGCAAUGGGCAAAGCCACGCGGAGCCGGCCGAGGCUCCCAGGAACCCGAGUCCGGCACCGGACCAGCAGAGGGAGAGUCGGCCUCCGAGCAGGUCACGCCGGGACUCGCUGGACAAACCAAUACGCCACCACAAGGGGAUCAAAAGGGGCCACAACCAGAGGUCUGACGAGAUCCCCAACGAGCAGCAGAAGCAGUUUACGUCCCCCACGCCUGAAAGGGGAGCUACUCCGUCCUUGGUCCACACGCCGCAGAGCGCCAUGGUGGACGGAGGGAAGCACCGGAGCCACGCCGCCGCCAACCACAACUCUAACGCCGCCUCCAGCUCCCACAGAGACAUCGCGCCCCGCUGGUUCAAACCCUCGGAGACGAAGCUGGAGGCCGCGAAGGCGGCAGCCGCCCGGGACGUCCACCUGAGCCGAGGGCCGUCGCCAGCCCCCUCCAGCCCGGACGACGUCAACCAGCAUCGGCCUCGCUCCAAGGGGUUCAUCCCCGGCGCCGACCGGGGCUCCAACGCCUCCCAGUACGACAACGUGCCGGGACUGCCGGAGCAGGACUUUGAGAUCCUGCAGCUUGAGAGACCUCCGUCCACGAUGAGGACGCCUCGCAGCGGGACGCCCGCGAGUGGAUCGGCCCUGCAUCAGGGCAGCCCCAACCGUGGACCCAGCCACGCCGGGAGCGUCGCUUCUGUGGCGUCCGGGCCGAGAAUGAACAAACAUCCUCCUCAGUUUAUCUACAACAAUCCAGCAGGGGUUCAGAGACAGUACCACACGCCCCCCCAGCAGCAAUCUCCGGGAAGAACCGAGGUUCCCAUCUUACACCCGGCCUACAGCGUGAGCUUGGACAGCAGAGGGGGCGAGGACAGACAUUUCUCACCUCCCUCCAGGAUGGCGUACGGGGAGCGAGCGUACGCCACCACCCAGCGGCAGCCCAGCAGCCUCUCCCCGGAGAAGGCGUUCAUGAAUAAUUCCUUCGCGACCUAUCGCCGGCAGCCGCCGACACCGAGCGCCACCCGCAACUUCCAAAGCAGCAGGCCUCCUCCUCCCCCGGAGCACUCCCAGGGUCGCUCCACCCCCAUCUACCUACAACAACUCACCUCCGCCGCACAGCGCUACACGCCCGAAGACUUCAGGUUCGAGGGGCAUUGGAGAGUCGAAGCGAACCCGCACUACCCGCCGCCGCCGGAAGGAGGAGUACCUCGGCGGGGCGUGGACAAACUCCAGUGGGAGCCGGAGCUGCCCCCGGUGUCGCCGGGCGGGAUGCCCCGCUCGCCCAGCUUCCAGCGAGCGCAAAUGUCCCCCGUCCAGCAGUUCACGUUCCCCGACAGCCCGGACUCCGUGCUCCACUAUCGGACGCAAUUCCAAGAGCAGCAGCAGCAGCCGCCGCCCGUCAUGAGGCAACAGCUCCCCCAGCUGUUCGGAGGACCACGCUACCGGCACGCACAGGAGGCGUUCGCCCUGCAGGAGUCCAUGCUGCUGUGACGGGGUUUUUAGAAAACUUGAGGGGGAUAAGUCACCGACACUGUGGUUAGGACAGGAAGUAGGUCCUAGCGUUUGUUAAUGUGUGAAGUACUGACCUUCUGACUGUCGCGCUGCAUCGUAACGUUGCAGGUCACACCAGCCUCCGAUGUUUUUACUGAUCACUGUAUAAAAAAAAAAAAACAAAACCGACUGAAGAUUUAAUUUUAUUUUUGGAUGUAAAUCAUUAACAAAAAGGUGACAGUAAAUAUAUAUAUCUUUCAGAGUCUGAUAUGUACAGUGGAUUUUUCUUGUUUUAUCAGUAGCAGGGGAGCAAAAAAAAACUCUUGAUUUAUUUUCCAUCUUUAUUUUUUUAUAUCGUACUUCUGAAUAUUUACAGUAGAGAUCACUUAACUCUAUAUGCCUGUGAAUGUUAUUUUCUAAGAGAAGAAAUUGAACUUUGUCCCCUGAUAGAAUUAAACCCCGGAAUGGAUUUCUACACCUCAGCCGUAGGACAAGCAGUUUUUUGUUGUUUAAAUUUUAUGUUUGUCCCGUUUCAAGAAUAAUGUUUAUUCCUGAUGAACGUAUGUGCAAUGGAUUUCUCUUUUGCAAGUGAAGUACAGUCACACAUAGAUGAGGCCAGUCUAGUUUUUUUUGGUUAAAUUUGGUUAAAUUCCAAAUAAAUUAGAAUCUCAAGGCUUAGAGAGCUAAUUUGUGAGGGCUAUUAAUAUAUUCUUUUGUGGUUUGAUGGCUUUAAGUCGUCCAAUUUGCUUUGUAACCAUAGAUAAUAUGUUUGUUUGUUUUUUUUAAAACUGCUGUAACAUCGUCACCACAUCUCAAGCACAUUCAGCCAGAGAUGGACGUGAACUAGUUUUGCUUUACUUCAUCAUCAUGUCUUAUUAUUCUCAACACUGUCAUAUCAACUACUGUUCAGCUGCUGGUAAACACAGUCAUCUGGCACAACACAAAAAAAAAAACAAAAACACACACUACAUUUCCACAUUUAACGCGUCACAUUCCUGGUUUUGAUGCAGUUACUCUCAAACAGUAUUGAAGUGCUGUUCAUUACAUUCCUUAAGUUAUCUUGUUUUUUUUUCGUUCAGCGACUAAUUGCAGAUCAUUCUGAUACUUUGCUUAAUAAAAAAAGAGGUUGGGGUGAAAACGAA
Molecule: messenger RNA, 4652 nt
Organism: Mugil cephalus (flathead mullet)
Lineage: Eukaryota; Metazoa; Chordata; Actinopteri; Mugiliformes; Mugilidae
Gene: usp6nl
Product: USP6 N-terminal like
Exons: 14
Coding region: 805-3510 (901 amino acids)
Source: RefSeq, a predicted model, not a curated record